GGUCCGCGCAGGCCCGGCGCGGGCGGCGCUGCGCCCCCAGCGGCCGCGCUCGGCUCUGCACGCGGCCGGGCCCGAGCCGCUCGCCCCGUGAAGCGGCGCCGCAGCAACCUGACCCCGCCCGCGCCGAGGCCUUUCUCGCUACUUAUCCAUUUGUUUAUUGACUUACGCUUUUUAAAUUACUGUGUCCAGAUCGGGGCUGCUCAGUACGGGAGAGACACGGAACAUCUGGAGCGGGUCCAGCGGAGGGAAACAAAGAUGUUUAAGGGACGGGAGCAUCUCUUUCGUGAGGAAAGGCUGAGGGAGCUGGGCCUGUUCAGCCUCGAGAAAGAGACGACUGAGAGGGCGCCUUAUCAAUGUAUAUAGGUAUCUAAAGUGGGAGGCGUCAGGAGGAUGGAGCCAGGCUCUGCUGGGAGGUGCCAAGCAAUAGGACAAGAGGCAAGAAAACUGAUGCACAGGAAAUUGCCCCCGAAGAUGAGGAAGAGCUGCUUUCCUGUGCCGGUGAACGGAUUGCCCAGAAAGCUUGUGGGGUCUCCCUGGCGAUACUCCAGAGCCGUCUGGAUGCCAUCCUGUGCCCUGUGCUCUAGAGUGACCCGCUGUGGUCCUUUCUAACCGGCCCUACUCUGGGACGCUGGGAAGCGCGCCCGCCGCCGCCUCCCCUCCCGCUGCCUUUCCCCGCCCGGGAGGCGGUGGCAGCCGGGUCGCGCCGCCCUCCGGGGCAGCGGGGGGCGCUGCGCGGCGCCGCCCGCCGGGUUCCGGGGCGGCAGUAACGCGCGGGGCGCGGACGGAGCCGUGGCCGCCGGUACCGUUUGCACUCAUGCAUAUUUUAAGAAGAUCAAGUCAAGUAGAAGGAUGUUAAGACAUAAAAUGUCUAGAUAUUUCUAAGAAGGAUUUGGCUACGCUUCCAGGGAAUUGUGCUGUAUUAAAGGUAUGCUGAAUCAACAGUGCUGUAGCAUUAGUCAGCUCAGUGUUCUCCAAGGCCUGGAGUUGCCAGCUUUCUUCACACCAGUUGAAUUUUCUGUGUAGUUAAACUGUAACUGUUUUGUCUUUGGUUUUUAAUUUAUUAUGUUGCUCUUUUAAGCAAUAUGAUAGGAAUGUCGAAUACUGGAAUAUUCACUGUGUUCCUCAUGCUAGUUAGAAAAUACACCGCAAAGACUCCUUUCCUUAUGCCAGCUCUCAGAAUAAGUUUGGUACCAUUCCCAUACAGUGAUUUGGAAACAGUGCUGGAGUUUAUAAAUGCUGUUGUAAAUAGAGAUAGGAAAUAUAGAUGCUACUGUCAGUGAGCUUUUGGAAAGGCUUCUCACAGUGCCUCCUACGUGUGGUAAUUUUCCUCUUGAUGACUGUGCAGCACUGGGUAGGUGAUGAGACCAACUUCUAAAUUUUUUUAGUAUGACAAGUUGUUUCGCCCUUUCAGAACAGAUUUUUCAUUAUUGUUAUGUAACAUAAUAGGCUAAAUAAAAUGUACCAUGCCUGGAAACUUAUCCUCUUUCAGAUUUCUUUUAUCCUUUAUCAGUGUGCAAAACUAAUGAGAUUAAAGAUUUAGGACAAAUCAGAUGGGGGGAUUUAUUUUUGGCAUUGAUUGUCCUGUAUUACCACAAGGAAUUGUAAAUGAGUUGGCCUAGUUCUGCCUCCUUUGUAACAAUAUUAUAAUUUUAUAUUAUGAAUCAAAAAAGAUAAAAAGUUUAAAGGAGUACAUUCUAAGGAAUACAUCAAGCAAAUGUAUUCUGUAAAUUAAGUUAGCAUGCAGUUACUUCACUUUAUCUUAUAGAAUUUGUGCAUUUUUUCUUUCCAUUUUGCUUCUACUGAGAAUUUAUCCCAGUCUCUCUAGACACAUUAUUUUUAUCUUUGCCUGUGUGUCACCUUAUUAUCUUUGAGGUGGUAGUUUGGGAUUUUUUGUUGCUGUUAUUUUUAAGUUCUUUAAUCCUCUCCUGAAACUGUUUUCUAAUAUUCGUUUAUCAUUGGCCUCUUGUUUACGUCAUACAAUCACAUAAAGAUACUGAAUUAGCCUCAAAAAAACCUGCUGUCUUAAUUUAGAUCCUGCAUGUGAUGGGAUUUUUCAGGAACCUGCAUAAGCAAUCCUUUUGCUUAAGCUGCGUGGAGUGAUUUGAGAGUCAUAAUUUUCUUAGCAAUUUCGUCUCAUGCCAGAAUUAAUUGUGUGAUUUGGUCCUUAUUUUGGACUGUGCGUGUAUUUUGCACUUUUUGUACAUUUUUCUAAUGAUUCCUUCAUCCUUUGUCCCAUGUUUACUUUUCUGUGUUUUCUGAUUUUGAUUUUAUAGCUCACUAGGAGUAAGCUUGUGCUAGUGAGUAAUGAAGGGUCAUUGGUAGACUUGUAGUUAAAACAAACAACCCCCAAAUACUUCAACCAUGUUAGGAAAAAAAGAUUAGAGUAGUAUCUUCAGUCUUGUUAUCUGGAGUCUUUAAAUUUUCUCUCUGGUGAAACAUCAAGUAGUCUCCUCCAUGGAUGGGUUUCCCAAGUCAGUUGUUUUGUUGACCCAGCAAAUAUCUUAAGGCUUGUAGUUCUGAGGGAGAAAUUAGAUUAUUUUUAACUGCUGUCUUAAGCAACAGUAAUUGAACUUUACAUUUUUGAGGUUCUCAUGUAAAUGCCAUGUUCUACAUCUUUUCUGUAACCUAGAAAUGAUGGCGGAUGAUUUAGAAAAAUUUAUUGAAGACCAGAAGGCCAAGUUGGCACAAGAUAAGGCAGAACUUGAAAAUGAUCCACCUUACAUGGAAAUGAGGAAUAAGGAAUCAGAGAAGCUUUCUGAAACUAGCAAGAUGUUAAUCUCCAUGGCUAAAGAAAAUAUACCUCCAAAUAGUCAACAGAACUACCCUUUAGGUGACUAUGGCUUGAGUUUGCCUCUUGGAGAAGAAUAUGAACGCAAAAAGCAUAAACUCAAAGAGGAACUUCGACAAGACUACCGGCGAUACCUUUCUCAGGGAAUUUCACAGGCAAAAAGAAAGAAAAAUUAUCUGUCUACUGAUGAAGUAGAUCCACAUACUCAGGGAUUAUCUCUUCCUAUUGAUGAGCGAAGAUCUGCCAAGGAGAGAUUACGACUUGAAAGAAACAAGGAGUACAAUCAAUAUCUCAGGGAUAAAGAAGAAUGGAAUGAAAGGCUAAGGAAAUUAGGGAAGAAAAACAGAGAGAAUGAGAUGCACAGGAAUAAAACACCUAUUGCUGUUGCCAUGCUCCAGCCAGAAUUACAUACAGAAGUCCAGCCCUGUAAUACAGGUGCAGAACCUCCCAAGAAGGAUGCUUUUACUUCCACAGAAGGUUGUGAAGAGCUGCUAAAUAAGAGAUGGCUGGAGGAAGACAGGUACCACAGGUUAGAUGAUGAGGUUGAAUUGAGAAGUCGGCUAUUAAAUAAAAGAUUUGAUGAGGAUUUGGAUGUUUCCAAUCAAAGACAUCAUGGAUUUGCUAGCCAAUCUGUAAUUCCUACUAGGAAGUAUCACAGAAUUGAUGAAGAUGGUGAUUUUGGUAGAAGAUACUACAGAGUGGACUAUGAUCCUGAGACAAAUGCAGAAAUGGACCCUAGAUUUAGAUCUGAAAGCAUCUAUGACAGAAAAACUCCCCGGGGUUUUUAUGCUGAAAGGCCCUAUCUGAAUGGAAUGGUAAGAGAUGUACCUGCAGAUUAUGAAGAUGAAUUAAAGGAGAGAGCACGUGUGCGGCCGUUCUCAAGAACUGGAGAUUCUAGAAAUCAGAUACAGAUUAGUUCUUCAGCUAGUGAACAGGCCAAGUCUGCAGGCGAAAGGCGAUAUGCAACAGGCCUUGUUCUCGGUGGUCAGGACCGAGAACUGCUUCAAAGGAGAAAGGAGAAAUACAGACGGGAACUAAUGGAACAGAUGGCUGAGCAACAGCGGAAUAAGAGACGUGAGAAGGAACUUGAUCUCUCAGUUGCUGCCUCUGGAGCUCAAGACCCAGAAAAGCAGCCAAACAGAUUAAAGCAGUUUGGCUUCACAGCAAGAGCUUUUGAAGAGAAGGUACCUCCUGAAAGGCCCAGGGUGGCUUUCCAAACUCCAAUGCCAGCCCGUUCAGCCUCUCCAGUGAAUGAAGACUCUCAGAGUGAUAAAGAUUUUCAGAGGAGUCUAGUCAGCAGUCUUGGGGAAAUGGUAGCUCCCAGGCUUGCACCGUUGCCACCGCCUCCACCACCAGUUUUGACAGACAACUAUAAAACACCUUAUGAUGAUGCUUAUUACUUUUAUGGAGCUAGGAAUCCUUUGGAUCCUGCUCUUGCAUACUAUGGUACAGGUAUGAUGGGAAUGCAACCCACACCUGGUCUGGAUCCUCCUUUAGGCCAAGCUCCAGUAGAGCAGCCCUUAAGUAACAUUGGACAGAGGAAUACAGGAGACAGACAAAGAAGCAUAGGAGUGUAUUCUGAAGAAAAAACAAAGCCUUCCAAAGAGGCAACAUUGUCUUAUCAACAAGAAUUACAACAGCAGAUUAGAGAGAGAGAAGAGCGACGCAGACAAGAGCGAGAGGAGAAGGAGAAGUUAGAAGCAGAAAUGAAGAAUUAUAAUCCCUGGGGAAGAGGUGGUGGUGGUGCUCCUCUCAAAGAUGCAGAAGGAAAUCUAAUAACGGACUUGAAUGUCAUGCACAAGCGAAAUGAAGAGGCAUAUCAUAAACCAGAGGCAAGACUAUAUGAAGAUAAAAGGGCUAUUGUUGACCUAAAUUUGGCCUCCUCGAGACCUGAGAACUCAGAAGCAUCUACAAAUAAAAUAGCAGGUAUUACAUUUGCACAGGCCUCUCCUUUUGCUCGAGGUAAUGUGUUUGGUGAACCUCCAUCUCCAGAGCAGCUUAAGCGACAGGAAUCCUACAAGAACUUCCUGCGUCUACAGAUUGAAGAAAAGAGGCGUAGGGAAGAAGCGGAGCGAGAAAAACUUAGAAUAGAAGAAGAAAAAGAGGAAAAACGACUCGCAGAGCAGAGGAUGAGAAUUCAAAAAGCAUAUGAAGAGGAACUAGAGGAGAGAAGGAGGAAAGAUGAGGAGCGAAGAUUGAAAAAUAAAGAAGUAAUUCAAUUAGGUGAAGAAAGGAGAAAAGAGGCAGAAAAACAAGGAAAAGAAAAGGAAGAAAAGCAAGAGGAACAACUUAGACAGUAUCUUGAGAGAGAAAAGAUGGAAGAGGAAAAGAAGAUGUUGUCACGACAAUCUUCACCUGUCAUUCCCGCUCUGCAGAACAAAUCAGUAAGAAAAGAGGAAAGGAUUCCCUCUGCUGAGAGCCGUCUGUCUUACUAUGCACAAGAUCCUCCCCAGCCCAGAGCUCCUUCUCCACCUGUCCCUGCUAGAAGAAAUCAGCUGCGUUCAUUAGAGGAAAGGAAGAAUGUGAUAAACGAAUUGUCAGAGAUGAGGAAACAGCUUCGUAGUGAAGAGAGGCGACUGCAGGAACAGUUGCUAAAUGUGGCCAGUCAUGAUAAUGUGCCAGUUACACGCAGGAGGAGAGAGAAGAAUCCAAGGGACAUAUUUGAGAUGGCCAGGCUUCGUCUGCAGGCUCCAGUUCGGCGACCUUCCUUGAAGGAGGCACAAGAUCCUGUCAAUAUACAGAAUAUCUUGGAAUUUAAUGAACUUAAAUACAAAGAUCCUGAAACACGUAUGGUCUUGAGGCACAUGUAUCCUGAUCCUCCAAAAGAUGAUCAGACUCUAGAGAUUCAACAGCAGGCACUGUUGAGGGAGCAGCAGAGGAAACUUGAUAAAAUGAGAAUGAGGAGAGAAACAGAAGCUUUUGUUGAUCAAGAGGAUUCUGCUUUGGACAGCUACCCACAAACCAUGGGCCUGUUCAGGAACAAAUCGAAUGAAUUCCAGAAAAAUUCACUGUUGGAAUCGGAUAGUGCUUUUAUUGGUGCUAAUGGGGAAAUGUUUUCUGCCUUAGAAGAAGUGAAUUUAUUACCACAGCAUCCACUUUCUGCAAGGGAGAGGAGAAGACUGAGGCAGAGAGCUUUGGAGAGUGCUGUACGUGAGGAAGUUCCACCAGGGCAGACGCCGUUGCUGCAGCCUGACAGCUUCUCCUUGCACUCAAACUUCAGCCUCGACGUGGAUCAGGUGAAAGGCAAGAACGAGGAACGACUGCACAGACUGACUGAGCUCCAGCAGAAAUCUCCUUCCUUGGGUGAUGACAUUUCCUUAGGGGACGUGGACGACCUUCUGAAGCGCGCCCAGUCCCAGGCCAGCUCCACUGACACCGUGGCCACAGAGCCCUGGCUGCGACCGGGAACGUCGGCCACGCUGCGGAGGCUGCUGGGGGAGCGGCCGAGCUCGGCGAAGCUGUCCCCGCUGUCCCCGGAGAGCGCGCUCCCGCUGGGCUGGCAGGGCCUCUCCACCGCGCACGGCUGACUCCGCCCGGGGAGCCGCCGGGAGCCCCGCAGGGAGAGCUCUGUGCCGUGUAGAGUGUGGAGCUGUGUGUAACUGCAACAGCAAUAAAGGAUCAGACGCUGCAGUGGAACGGAGAUGGAGCGCAGGGAUGUUUUCUGUUCCGUGAUGUGGGACAUGGAGGAGGAGUAGCCUGGCAGCUUUUGCACUUUUUAUACAACUUAAGUUUCAGCCUCAGAAACAGAGUGUGGUGUGUGUGAAUUUGAUAUUAAAUCAAAGAUGUUUUUUAGGUUUAUAGUCGAACUCCAAAACUUUCUGGCAUUAGAGCAGCCCAACAGCAGAAGGGCAUUAGGUUUUUACCCAAAGAAUAACUUGAACAAGGACACUUGGUUUUCAUGCAAGAUAAAUGCUGUCCUGCAUGAAAGCACAGCUAACACUUUCAUGGAAAAAAAUUACUAUUAACAAUGUGUCUUACAUUCCCUGACUUGUUGUGUGCUGAAAAUACAGAUAUAGUUGACUAUAUUUAUGUUUCUGAUUGAAGAGUUAAUAAAGUAUUUUGUUACUAAAA
Messenger RNA from Motacilla alba alba, 6859 nucleotides. RefSeq names its product centrosome and spindle pole associated protein 1 (gene CSPP1). The coding region runs from base 2632 to 6315 and encodes 1227 amino acids. Gene Ontology annotation, cellular component: spindle pole; microtubule; centrosome. The transcript is spliced from 31 exons. The record is from RefSeq and is a predicted model, not a curated record. Gene Ontology annotation, biological process: positive regulation of cytokinesis. Lineage: Eukaryota; Metazoa; Chordata; Aves; Passeriformes; Motacillidae.